UGUUUACCUUAACAAGUGUGUGGUGCCAAGUCUAGCAAACUUUAAGAGUUUGUCUUCCACGACUUCUUCAACCCCCAAACAUGGAGGAACGAAGGACUUUUCACGUGGCGGACUAUGUUGUCUUCUCCCUAAUGUUAGUCAUAUCGGCCGGGAUCGGCGUUUACUACCGCUGUACGGGAGGGAAGCAGAAGACCACCCGAGAGUUCCUGAUGGCGGACCGCAAGAUGGGGGUGCUGCCUGUGGCCUUGUCCCUCCUUGCUAGCUUCACCUCCGCCAUUACCCUUCUCGGGGGCCCGGCAGAAAGCUACACCUUCGGGACGCAAUUCUGGGUCAUCAUUUUCUCCUAUUUCUUCACUUUCCCGGUUUGUGGGCAGGUGUUUUUGCCGAUCUUCUAUCGCCUAGAACUCACGAGCGCGUACGAGUACUUAGAACUUCGGUUUUCCCGUCCGGUUCGGAUCCUCGGAACGUGCAACUACAUGUUACAGAUGGUGGUGUACAUGGGGAUCGUGCUAUUUGCUCCGGCUCUUGCAAUCGAAGCUGUCACUGGGUUGAACGUCUGGAUAUCUGUCGUGUCCAUGGGAGUAGUCUGCACGUUUUAUACCACUCUCGGUGGCAUGAAGGCCGUGAUCUGGACAGACGUGUUCCAGUGUGUCAUCAUGUUUGCCGGGAUGAUCACGGUACUGAUCAAGGGCAGUAUCGAGGCCGGCGGGAUCGCACGGGUCUUCAGGGUGGCCGCCGAGUCGGACAGGAUCGACUUCUUCAACUUCAGCCCAGACCCAACCAUCCGCCACACUGUGUGGUGCCUUGUGGUUGGUGGAGCCUUCAACAACAUGGCGAUCUACGCGACCAAUCAGGCGCAAGUACAGAGAUAUUUGGCCGUUGGCACGGAGAAACAGGCGAAGCGAGCGAUGUGGCUGAACCUCCCCGGAGUAAUCCUGUCCAUCAGUAUUGUCCAGUUGUGCGGACUCAUCAUCCAUGCUCGCUACCACGGCUGUGAUCCGCUCAAGAACGGCAUCGUCGCCAGGUCCGACCAGCUGCUACCGUACUACGUGAUGGAGGUACUGGACAUCCCCGGACUCCCCGGGCUGUUCAUAUCCGGCAUCUUCAGCGGGGCUCUCAGCACGAUAUCGUCCGGCAUCAACUCGCUGGCGGCGGUGACUCUUGAAGACCUGAUCAAACCAACACUCAAGGUGCUGAAGAAGAAGGACAUGACUGAAGAAAGAGCCACUCUAGUGUCCAAAAUACUUGUGGUUGGGUUUGGAGGACUGUGCAUGCUCUUUGCUGUCCUCGCCUCUACCAUGGGCCAGGUUCUACAGGCUUCAAACAGCGUGUUCGGUGCUAUUGGUGGACCAUUGCUGGGACUGUUUUCCUUGGGAAUGCUGUUUCCAUGGGCUAACUCAGCAGGAGCGAUAGUUGGUCUCUUGUCUGGCAUUUUCAUAGCGUUUUGGAUCGCUGUCGGAGCCAAGAUUUUCCCUCCUUACUCUCCAACAAAGUCUACAUCCAUAGCAGACUGUAUCCUACCUAAUGUGACCAUGGCAAAUGCCACCACGCCCACUGUACCAUUCGCAACGAACGUUAUUAGUACUCUGAUGCCGACAGAUGAGCCAAGGCCAGCGAUAGCAGAAUUGUACACGUUGUCGUACAUGUGGUACAGCGCAACAGCGUUCGCGGUGGUGGUCGUAGUUGGACUAUUGGUCAGCUUCAUUACUGGACCCAACAAGCCUCAGCAGGUCGACCCCCGCCUGAUCUGCCCCGUGUUUGACCGGCUGCUGUGCUGCCUUCCCCUGCCCCAGUCAUGGAGACACUCCCUACACUGCGGGGUUCGGCAUUCACAGCAGGAACACGAACACUCAGAAGGUGAAUCACCCGAGACUGCUGCUUCACGGCUGUCUGAAGCUGCCACUGCCCGAGGGGAACAAACGAGCACUGGAGCACCGAAACCACUUCGGCAGCAGACGAGAGUAUAAGUAGGCCCAUCGAAUGUACUGUAUUGUAAAGUAUCUUAACAUUUUUCUUACCUUUGUCUGUUAUGUGAUUAAUAUGUGUGGAGUGAUGAGUUAAUAUUUCAUCAUAUAUUGUGCAAAUGGCUCCAACAUUUACACAAUGUAUGAAUAUUAUGGAAAUCCGUCUUUCCUUUAUUUUCUUAUCCGCAUUCGUUUUGAUUCACAAAACUUCCCCUGUAAUUCCAGUGCAAGCCGCAAGGGAGCCCAAACCUACACCACUUCUUCCUUUGCUAUGUGUCCCCAUAAUAUGUCCAUUACGUAAAAAAAAAAACUUCUGCUGCAGUACCAAGGUCAACCACCAGGCGGGCCAAAAUUGACCUUGACUUUUGGGUAUUCAACACCUACCCACAUACCAAAUAUCAAUCAUCCAGAGGUCCUUAGUUAAGCGGACAAAUAUUCUGAUACACACAAAUACACCACAAAUCACACCAAAACAAUAAGUUUUGAGUUUGAGCUGCCUUUAAUGAUAUUGAUAUAAACAAUUCUUCUUGUAAUGCAAACAAAAGUUCAUAAACCUGGCUCAUUCUUAGGAUAGCACGUACAUAUUUUGUCGUUAUACAGCAAAGAACAAUCUUUACAGCAUUUACAUUUUAUGAUACAAUUUGCCUAGACCAUAAUGAAAAAAAAUAUUACAAAGAAAUCUUAGAUACAUUUCCACUUGAGAAACCGAUUCUUCUUAACACUUAACACGAAAUUUCCUUUCCUUAUGCAUCAAUUUGCAUUGUAAAUACGAACUUCAUUAGAAUUCACAAGAGCAAAAUAAACAUUCUAUGCGCAUCUCUACGAGGGAUAAUGGAGAGGAAGACAUCUGAACUUUUACCAAUCUUUGCUACCAUGACUUAUGUUUUGUUUUAUGAUAUGUCAUUAUGUUUUACAAAGUUUCUUUAAUUACACUUUAUACAAUCAUGUUCAGACAUGUUUUUACUCUAUGUUGUGGCUUUGCAAUCGAUAAGCCCUGAUUAAAACUCUGACUU
Branchiostoma floridae (Florida lancelet) is the source of this 2977-nucleotide messenger RNA. RefSeq names its product sodium-dependent multivitamin transporter-like. Bases 81 to 1967 code for a protein of 628 amino acids. Gene Ontology annotation, molecular function: sodium-dependent multivitamin transmembrane transporter activity. Gene Ontology annotation, cellular component: membrane. NCBI's taxonomy places the organism in Eukaryota, Metazoa, Chordata, Leptocardii, Amphioxiformes, Branchiostomatidae. The record is from RefSeq and is a predicted model, not a curated record. The transcript has 15 exons. Gene Ontology annotation, biological process: biotin transport; sodium ion transport; pantothenate transmembrane transport.